Triplophysa dalaica is the source of this 4122-nucleotide messenger RNA. RefSeq names its product citrate lyase beta like (gene clybl). Gene Ontology annotation, molecular function: (S)-citramalyl-CoA lyase activity. The coding region runs from base 11 to 868 and encodes 285 amino acids. The record is from RefSeq and is a predicted model, not a curated record. NCBI's taxonomy places the organism in Eukaryota, Metazoa, Chordata, Actinopteri, Cypriniformes, Nemacheilidae. Gene Ontology annotation, biological process: regulation of cobalamin catabolic process. The transcript has 7 exons.
CGCUGGAAACAUGGCGCUGCGCAUAGGCUGUGCUUGCGGAAGAGAAACAGUGCUGGGGAUCAGUCGCCGACUCUUGGCAGCGGUGCCCUGGUGUCAAAGUAAUCAGCGUGCUCACCAUACUUCUGGCACUUCUCUAAAGUACAUACCACGCCGCGCCGUACUCUACGUGCCGGGCAACGACGAGAGAAAACUGCGGAAACUGACUUCGCUGGACGUGGACUGUGCCGUUCUCGACUGUGAGGAUGGGGUCGCCCUCAACAUGAAGGAGGCAGCCCGCAAAACCAUCCCGAAGAUGUUGGCAGAGCUGGAUCUGGGGCGAACAGAGAAAUGCGUCAGAGUCAACUCUGUGUCCAGCGGCCUGGCCGAAGCCGACCUGGAUGUCAUUCUGCAGGCGAAGGUGCUGCCCACGGCACUCAUGCUGCCAAAGGUGGAGGACACGGGAGAGGUGCAGUGGUUUGUUGACAGGUUUCAACAGUAUUUAAAAGGCAGAGAGCUUAAGGAACCCAUCCGUUUGGUCACCUUUGUGGAAACGGCUGUAGGUCUGCUAAAUUUUAAGGCAGUGUGUGAAGCUCUUCGCGAUUUGGGGCCAAAGGCAGGUUUUCAUCACGAUGGCGUUGUCUUCGGUUCAGAUGACUUCUGUGCCAGCAUAGGAGCCACACGCACCAAAGAUGCUAAAGAGCUCCUGUACGCGCGGCAGAAAGUGGUGGUCACCACGAAAGCGUUCGGCCUCCAGGCGAUUGAUCUUGUUUACAUCGACUAUCAGGAUGUGGAAGGACUGAGGCGUCAGGCCAGAGAAGGAGCUCUCAUGGGCUUCACUGCCAUCCUGCGGCUUGAUCGUGCCACGUUGCGUUCCAUCAGUCGGGGCUGAAUACAGCAGCCAGUCAUUAGGCAGGUGGGGUCGGGUUUGAUGACUCUCUUGUGCGAGUCUGAAUCGGAGCAGCUCUCGGAUAGCAUGCGUUGAGCUCAUGUCACCCCGUUUGCCACUGCUAGUCUAAGUUCUUUGUAUGGGGAGGCCUGCAGAAACACUGUUUAUAUUGUUACACUUUCAGUGUGAAGUGUGUUUGUAUGUAGGAAAAUAGGAUAUUGGAAAUACAAGGCAAUAAAUACCCUUAGUAUGUUAGGCGUGAUGUUUUUCUAUUGAUCUGAUGCGUCUUUUACUUCUUUACUGACACAUUUUAUUAGAAAUUAUAAGAAUUGGAGGCUUGGUUUAAACCACACUUUUACAUUCAUUUUGAUGUUUUAGGACUAAGAUUAUUACAAACAUUGCAUGAUGGACAAAUAUUGUAUUAUUACAUUAUUAUUUUUAUAUAUUUUAUAAUCUGGGCUUAAUAAAAUUUACCCUUUAAAAUUAGUAAUAAUUUAACCAUUUAUUUACAAUCUAAUCUGCUACAAAAGAGGAGAGGUACAUUUACAAGUACCAACAUAUAUUUUCUCUUUGUGUAUGUAUGACUGCACAUACUGUGUCUAAGCAUUAUUUCAUUGCCCCUGAACUCCCCACCUGUAAAUUGACCUUGAAUCAUGUUUAGACCUGUUUGUACCUUUAGAUGCAUUAUUGAGUACACAGAUACUGUGUUGUGCAAUGAAUAAGAAUGAUUGUAUGAAGUUGUAUGAAAGAAUGUAUUAAUAUCUGGUAAAAUAGACAAUAAAAUGUUUAUGAUUAAGGUGAAAGGUAUUUUUUUAAUUAUAAAUAAUACAAUUUUAUAAUAGUUUAAUUAUUUCGAUUCCUUUUUAUUUCAUAGCUCUUUCAGUUCAUUAAUAUUGAACUACUAUAACCUCAUAUUUUAAUAUUUUGAAAAAAUUGCCGUUUUUGGCCAGUCUUUCAUAGAUUUUGUCACUCUAAGCGCGCUUCUGAAAAUCAUCUUUCAUGCGCACUCUGUUAAAUGGUAGUGGGCCAACCAGACAUACCCAAACCAGAUGGCACCUUAUGAUUGGCCUGCCACUGCACAUCAUUAAUGCUCCCUAAUGCCAAUCGGCCAAUGGCAGUGUGGCGUAAGGCCUCACCACGCCCACUUUGCACGCUCUGUCACUAGCUGGCUCGGAACAGACUGCUCCUGAACAGGUGGCAGUCUGGGGAAGGGGGCAUAUUUUGUUGAUGUGAGGGAACGACCCCCUGCCAGUCUUUUCUGGGAUGGGCGUCACAAACAUGGACCUUGAGCCUCAGCUUUAGGGUGUUGAUCCAACAGGCCGUCUCCUCCAGAGCCGCGGAGGGACGGUACACACACAUGCUGGUCCUCAGCCUCCAUGAUUUGUCCGUCUGCGGCACUGUUGGCUCAAUAAGAAAACACCGUCACCAAGCUGGUUUGGUAUAUUUAGAUCGAAGCUCAUGUUUUAGCUGUCAUUGGUAAAGAGAUGCAUUUCCUUGACGCCUCAUUCACUGUCAGUUACGUGGCUGGAGCAUAUUGCCGUGAUGUAUUUUGGCAUGACAAUGUGUAAAAGUAGCAGCAACACCUGUGUAUCGCAAGAGCGUGUUAACAUGUGACUGACAUUAUGCUGCUUUAUGUAACAUUGUGUGCUGAAUAAUGUGGGAAGUGAAAUGGAUAACACAUGGCAGAGGCUUGUUUCAGUGGGGUCAGCCGAGGUAAGACACUCAGAUGGAGCUAAUGGUUUUCUCAUGUAUUAAAUUCUGGGGCGGGCAGCUAGCUACCUUACUGUAUUUAUUCUUUAGAGACAAGCUAGAGUUUGGAUUGAUGUUAUAUUUCAAAUGGAGUUUCAUAACCCAGAAGUUUUAUCUGGGAACAUGAUUGCUGAUUAUCUUGGCGUAAUACUGGACAGAUGUUAUUUUUGAGAGUAAGGUUUUUGCUGCCUUGGCCGUAAUCCGUUUUAGCUUCUUAAUGAUGCUCCAAAAUUGUGCAGAAGAGAUUUGAAAAUGGCCCUAGGUGACAUUUGAACAAUUGUAAAAUCUAUUCCAAAAUUGGAGAAACUAAAUGAUCUAAAAUACUCUUGUGUUAAAUGAAACAUUUUUUUGUCAGUGGUCAUGACUUACCCUAACCCAUGAAAAGUUGAAUCUGAUGUUGAGGCAAUAAUUUAUACAUAACUGAUCUCAUGAGAAGUAUCAGUUGCCACUGUCCGUGACCUCUAUAUUUGCGUGCGUGUGUGUGUGUUAAGGUUACCGUGUGUGUACUCUGUGACUCUCGCACAGUCGUGUAAUAAAAGCAGCGAGUGAAGUCUCACAGAGGCUGACUCAGAUUGGAGUGUAACUAAGCGUGCAGUAAAGUUUCGGAGUUCAGCGGGGCACAAGACGAAAAUCGGGAUGACACCCAUAAUUCAUAGCAUCCUCUGUACCUGCUGUGUCCCUUACAAUUCACUCCUGGACAAAGAAGAGCCAAUACCAACCAAUGGCCGUCCUUUUACUGAGCCAAAGCCCUCUAAGACUACAGCAAUAAUCCUAUGUACAUUUUAGGUUUCCACUGAAUUCAAUCACUAUCUGUAAUAGUGUGUUAGUUAGUCCUAUAUUGUUAAAGGUACGGUAAGUGAUUUAAAGCAAUUUGUCACCCAAUCUGUGAAAACCUGGCUUAAGUCUCAAAAUCAUGAGAUAACAAGCAUCAAAGUUUGGUUUAUAUGAUUAAUCUCACUUUGAUUUCAAUGUUUGACAUGGGACUAUUCAAUCAAUAUUUAAGAUAUCAAGAUUAUAUUUACACAGAAUUUUUCACAUUAUAUAGGGUGGUUUAAUGGUUUUAUUUUUUUUUUUUUUUAUUUAUCUCCGAUGUAUAGUUUAUUUAUUUUAAUACAUUGAUUUUAAAGUAUUGAUUUCUGCAUGUUUAUAGCAUGAUUCGUUUCUAUUGAAAUCUCUGUUGUUAGGUUUUAAAUAACCCACACACAACCUGUGAUUCGCACAAUAGUAGUUGGUUACAGGGACGUUGCCUAAAUGACCCUUUAAAGGGUGCAGAACAAAAUCUUUAUUGCUGCCCCCCUCCCUUGGGCCCAAUAACACUGCUAUACUAUAGAGUACUUUAGUGUUAUCCAUUUGUCACAGCCCCAGACCCAUGUUAAACAUCCCGGUUGUCCCCUGUCCCCAGUUAUUUAUUCUCAAGGUCUCUAGAUUUGGUAGAACACAUUAUGGCCUGAAAUGACCUAAAAUGGAUAGUACACCCAAAAAUGAAAAGUCUGUCAUCGUUUAAUCAU